This is a messenger RNA of Haemonchus placei, 795 nucleotides long. The record is from the annotation of a GenBank genome assembly. Lineage: Eukaryota; Metazoa; Nematoda; Chromadorea; Rhabditida; Trichostrongylidae.
AUGGAUUGUCUUGUCCACGGUAUCGUUCAUGACACCAUUGAAUUCGUUCAAAACAUUAUCACAACAGAAAUGAACUCGGCCACUGACAACCCGCUGGUAUUCGCCGAACGUGAAGAGAUUAUUUCUGGUGGUAAUUUCCAUGGAGAGUAUCCGGCCAAGGCACUUGACUAUUUGGCCAUUGCCGUCGCUGAAUUGGCACAGAUGAGCGAACGUCGACUGGAACGUUUGGUGAAUAAAGAACUGAGCGGAUUGCCUACGUUCCUUACGCCUGAAGGAGGUCUAAACUCUGGACUGAUGACCGUACAGCUGUGUGCUGCCAGCCUCGUUUCUGAAAAUAAAGUCCUAUGCCAUCCAUCGUCAGUGGACAGCAUUCCGACCAGUUGCAAUCAAGAGGACCAUGUCAGUAUGGGAGGAUUCAGUGCCCGAAAGGCAUUGACUGUCGUUGAACAUGUGGAAGCUGUACUCGCUAUGGAAUUGAUGGCUGGCUGCCAAGGACUUGAAUUCCUCAAGCCACUCGUCUCUACAGCUCCACUCAACAAGGUCUAUCAGUUGGUUCGCACUGUUUGCGCACCUCUAACCGAGGAUCGCUUUAUGCAACCUGAAAUCGAGGCUAUCGUCUGGGAAUGUGUACAGCCGCAUCUGAAGACCCUGAGGGAGAUGGAGGAGUUGGAUCCGGAUGCUCUUCGUACGGAUGCCAAGACACCAACUGGUAUUGUGAUGUCAGAAAGGCUCGAGACCCCGGCAUUGGAUUCAAAUGGGUCCGAUGAGCAUUCUGAUCAUGAACAGUGCCAUUGA